This is a messenger RNA of Ylistrum balloti, 547 nucleotides long. Its product is annotated as perlucin-like protein. NCBI's taxonomy places the organism in Eukaryota, Metazoa, Mollusca, Bivalvia, Pectinida, Pectinidae. The record is from RefSeq and is a predicted model, not a curated record. Gene Ontology annotation, biological process: biological process involved in interspecies interaction between organisms. Gene Ontology annotation, cellular component: external side of plasma membrane. Bases 1 to 534 code for a protein of 177 amino acids. Gene Ontology annotation, molecular function: carbohydrate binding. The transcript is spliced from 5 exons.
AUGAAGGCAGUUUUAUUACUAUUUAUAUGUGGCUUUGGUUUGGUAUACCCCACCUGUGAACCAGGAUGGACCUUAUUUAAAGAAGAUUGUAUAUGGUUCAGUAACACUCCUAAGGUCUGGUUUGAUGCUGAGCUCGACUGUCGAAGACGUAAAUCAUGGCUGAUGUCUGACGACAAUGAAGAGAAACACAAUUUUAUUUCACGUAUUCUCUAUGCCUUCAAAAGCUUCCACUUCAAUCAUUAUUUCAUCGGCGGGAGUGAUAUCACUUUUGAGAAUCAAUGGCGAUGGUUAGAAACCGGUGUUCAGGUUGGACCUUUCACAAGAUGGGGAACGGGAGAACCAGACGGAAAUAACUCUAAAAACUGCCUCUCACUGAAGUGGGAAAAUGAUCGAAACCUCGUGUGGUCUGACGAAAAUUGUGGAUCUCACUCGACCCACCCAGUUGCAAAUCAUUCUAAUGUCCAUGGAGCGGAAUACUAUAUAUGCGAAAAACCGUCAGGCACUGGUGGGCCGAGUGUUGUUGGUCGUCGGUAACUGGGAAACGAGC